AUGGCGGCUGUUCUUGGCUACUGGGGCAUGCGAGGCUUGGGCCAACCUAUCCGAAACCUGCUCGUCUACAAGGGCGUCCAGUUCGAGGACAAGCGGUACAAGUUCGGACCGGCGCCCGACUACGACCGCGGGGAAUGGCUGAGGGAGAAGUACACUCUGGGACUGUGGUUUCCCAACCUGCCCUACUACAUCGGUGACGACGUCAGACUGACCCAGAGUUUGGCCAUACUGCGUUACCUUGGCCGAAAGCAUGGACUGGUCGCAAACAACGACAAGGAGAUGGUCGAGCUGGACGUCCUGGAGCAGCAGGCCAGAGACCUGGUGCUCAUCCUGGGCUUUGCGGCGAGACCGCAGCCUCGCUAUCGGGAGGGCCUCAGUUCAUACGCCGAAAAUAUCAAGGACAUGGUAGACCCGUGGUCCAGGCAUCUGGCCUCCCGUGAAUGGGCCUUGGAAGACAGGCUGACGUACGUCGACUUCGUGCUCUACGAGGGGCUCGACUGGCAUCGCGAGUUCAAGCCGGAAGUUCUGGCCAGGUACCCGCCGCUCGUCUACUACCUGGGGAGAUUCGAAGAGCUACCAAACGUGAAGGAGUACUUCGCAUCUGAGAAGUAA
Molecule: messenger RNA, 612 nt
Organism: Rhipicephalus microplus (southern cattle tick)
Lineage: Eukaryota; Metazoa; Arthropoda; Arachnida; Ixodida; Ixodidae
Product: glutathione S-transferase Mu 2-like
Biological process (GO): glutathione metabolic process
Molecular function (GO): glutathione transferase activity
Source: RefSeq, a predicted model, not a curated record